GAGUAAAACAGAAGAGCGAAACGUUCAUCGUGUGCGUGAUCAAGGUGUUUGUUUCUCGAGAAUAUUGUGAAAGAAAACGCAAAGAGAGAGUGAAAAUGGCCGGAGAUGAUGGACAAGUGAUCAGUUGCCACACUGUGGAUGCAUGGACCGAGCAGCUCCAGAAGGGGAACGAAUCCAAGAAGCUGGUGGUUAUUGAUUUCACUGCUUCAUGGUGUGGACCAUGCCGCAUUAUUGCACCCUUUCUUGCAGAUUUGGCUAAGAAACUACCAGAUGUUAUCUUUCUUAAGGUCGAUGUAGAUGAAUUGCAGUCAGUUGCCAAAGAUUGGGCCAUUGAGGCUAUGCCAACUUUCAUGUUUCUGAAAGAGGGUAAAAUCGUGGACCGGGUUGUGGGAGCAAAGAAAGAAGAACUGCAAGCUACUAUUUCAAAGCACCUGGCUACUUCCUCUGCUUGAUGAUGAUAACUUGCAUUAUCCGCAAGUAGGAGAGGAUGUAAAAACCUCACUUUAUGUUUUCUAUCUAGAUCUAUGCUUUAAAUACUAUGAAUUGUUGCUUAAUCUGGGGUUUGUUUUUAUUGUGUUUAGACAAAAGUCCUACCAAGCAUAUCCUUGCUUUGGUCAUAGUUCAAUGCCAGAAAGUAAAAUGAAUAAUGAUUCUAUAUUACAUCUUGUGGUAUACUUAA
Tripterygium wilfordii is the source of this 679-nucleotide messenger RNA. RefSeq names its product thioredoxin H1. Lineage: Eukaryota; Viridiplantae; Streptophyta; Magnoliopsida; Celastrales; Celastraceae. Bases 96 to 452 code for a protein of 118 amino acids. The record is from RefSeq and is a predicted model, not a curated record. The transcript has 3 exons.